Molecule: messenger RNA, 760 nt
Organism: Triticum aestivum (bread wheat)
Lineage: Eukaryota; Viridiplantae; Streptophyta; Magnoliopsida; Poales; Poaceae
Product: eukaryotic initiation factor 4A-6-like
Exons: 1
Source: RefSeq, a predicted model, not a curated record
AACAGGUGUUUUUAUCUGUUGCAGAUCUAUGAUAUCUUCCAGCUUCUUCCAUCAAAGAUUCAGGUUGUGGUGUUCUCUGCUACCAUGCCUCCUGAGGCCCUUGAGAUAACCCGCAAGUUCAUGAACAAGCCUGUGAGGAUUCUUGUCAAGAGAGAUGAGCUUACCCUUGAGGGUAUCAAGCAAUUCUAUGUCAACGUGGAGAAGGAAGAGUGGAAGCUGGAUACACUCUGUGACCUGUACGAGACCUUGGCAAUUACCCAGAGUGUCAUCUUUGUGAACACCCGCCGCAAGGUGGACUGGCUCAGCGACAAGAUGAGGGGAAGGGAUCACAUUGUCUCUGCCACGCACGGAGACAUGGACCAGAACACUAGGGACAUCAUCAUGAGGGAGUUCAGAUCUGGAUCUUCUCGUGUGCUCAUCACCACCGACCUGCUGGCCCGUGGUAUUGAUGUGCAGCAAGUCUCCCUUGUCAUCAACUAUGACCUGCCGAUUCAGCCUGAGAACUACCUCCAUCGCAUUGGUCGUAGUGGUCGGUUUGGGAGGAAGGGAGUUGCCAUCAACUUUGUCACCCGUGAAGAUGAGAGGAUGUUGUUUGACAUCCAGAAGUUCUACAACGUGGUCAUUGAGGAGCUCCCGGCCAAUGUCGCUGACCUUCUCUAGAUUAUAUCUUAGGAAUGCAGUAAGGUGCUUGAUAAAGUUCGUUUUUGUUGAAUAUCUCCCAACUCUCAGUUUUGGAGUGGUAAGGUGCUUGAUAAAGUUC